Messenger RNA from Cuscuta epithymum, 4543 nucleotides. NCBI's taxonomy places the organism in Eukaryota, Viridiplantae, Streptophyta, Magnoliopsida, Solanales, Convolvulaceae. The record is from the annotation of a GenBank genome assembly.
AGAUGUAGACGUAGUAGUAUAUAUUAUCCUCGAUCUAUCGGCUCUCAUCUCAUCUCUGCUGAGUUGAGCUAGCUAGCUUCAAUUCAAUAUAUAUAUAUAUAUAUAUAUACGUACUGUACUAUACUAGCGUGCAUGUGCGGCGUGAUAAAAGAUGUCGAGAGAGUUAGAUGAAGAUGGCAUAAUAUCAUACAGUGCUGGUAGCAGGAGGAGUUUGGCUUCCGGGAGCUGGCAAUCCGGCAGCAGGCUCCGGCAGAACGGUGGGCUCGGUCGGAGCUCGCGGCGGGAGGAGGAGGAGUACGAACUGGUGUGGGCUGCCAUUGAAAGGCUGCCCACGUUUGAAAGGAUGAGGAAAGGAAUGCUGACGAGGCAUGCGGCGGCCGUAGUAGGCGGUAGCGGUAGAGUUGUUGCGGAGGAAGUGGACGUCACCAAGCUUCGGAAGCAAGAGAGGGAAGUGCUAUUGGAGAGCAUUCUCAAUGGGGUUCAGGGAGAAGAUCAUCACGAUCUUCUUCUCAGAUUUAGGGAACGGAUUGAUCGAGUCGGGAUCGAUAUGCCGAAGAUUGAAGUACGGUUUGAGCAUUUGUCAGUUGUGGGUGAGGCUCUUGUUGGGAGUAGAGCAUUACCCACUUUAGCAAAUUACACCAUGAAUGCAAUUGAGAAUGCUUUAAGGAUGGCUUACAUUUCCCCUUCCAAAAGAAGACGCGUUCAAAUACUCAAAGAUGUGAGUGGCAUAGUAAAACCAUCAAGGAUGACAUUGCUAUUAGGCCCCCCUGGUUCAGGGAAAACUACAUUGCUUCGAGCACUUGCUGGGAUGCUUGAUGAUGAUUUCAAGAAGAGCGGGAAAGUUACAUACUGUGGACAUGAGUUUGAUGAAUUUGUGGCUCGGAAGACAUGCGCUUAUAUCAGUCAGCACGAUCUUCACCACGGAGAGAUGACAGUGAGGGAAACAUUGGAUUUCUCGGGGCGCUGUUUGGGGGUUGGAUCAAUAUAUCAGCUUCUGGCAGAAUUGUCGAGACGCGAGAGAGCAGCGGGAAUCAAACCAGAGCCUCAGCUUGAUGCGUUCUUGAAGUCCAUUUCAGUACCUGGUCAACACACCAGCUUGGCCACUGAUUACUUCAUCAAGAUUCUAGGAUUGGAAGGCUGCGCGGACAUCAUAGUUGGCGAUGACAUGAGGCGUGGUAUAUCUGGCGGACAGAAGAAACGUUUAACCACAGGAGAAAUGUUGGUUGGACCUGCAAAAGUUCUUCUGAUGGAUGAAAUAUCAACUGGAUUAGACAGUUCCACAACUUUUCAGAUCGUAAAAUACAUGAGGCAGUUGGUGCGCGUCAUGGAUGUAACGAUGAUCAUAUCCCUACUACAGCCUGCCCCCGAGACAUACAAUCUCUUUGACAACAUAAUAUUGCUCUCAGAAGGCCAGAUAGUGUAUCAAGGUCCAAAAGAAAACGUUCUUGAGUUCUUUGAGGAUAGGGGAUUCAGAUGCCCCGAACGGAAGGGAACUGCUGAUUUUCUCCAAGAAGUGACUUCCAAGAAGGAUCAAGAGCAAUAUUGGUUCAGAAAUGACCAGCCAUACAGAUAUGUAUCAGUUUCUGAAUUCGUAGAGGCUUUCAGUUCAUUCGGGGUUGGGCAAAAGCUAGGUGAUGAGCUUAGCAUUCCUUAUGAUAAGUCAAAAACCCAUCCCGCCGCAUUGGUGCAAAGGAACUACGGCAUCUCCAACCUGGAAUUACUCAAGGCGUGCUUCUCUAGGGAAUGGUUGCUAAUGAAGCGCAAUUCUUUUCUGUACAUUUUCAAAACUACUCAGAUAACGGUCAUGUCCAUAUGUGCCUUCACUGCUUUCUUGAGAGUGGAUAUGCCAUAUGGGAGAUUACAAGACGGUGGGAAGUUUUGUGGGGCUCUUUUCUUCAGUCUGAUCAACGUGAUGUUUAAUGGGAUGGCUGAGAUUGCAAUGACGGUUAUGAGGCUUCCCGUUUUCUUUAAGCAAAGGGAUCAUUUGUUCUAUCCGGCUUGGGCUUUUGUCCUACCAAUUUGGCUCUUUAGGAUACCCAUCUCAUUUAUUGAAUCGGGAAUAUGGGUUGUUCUUACAUAUUACACAAUAGGAUUUGCCCCUUCUGCCGGAAGAUUCUUUCGCCAGUUUUUGACAUUAUUUGGUACACAUCAGAUGGCACUAUCUCUAUUCCGAUUCAUUGCAGCUCUUGGGAGAACAGAUGUUGUUGCUAACACAUUUGGUACAUUUACCUUGCUAUUAGUGUUCGUGCUCGGAGGCUUCAUUGUUGCUAAGGAUGACAUUAAGCCUUGGAUGAAAUGGGGUUAUUAUGUUUCUCCUAUGACUUAUGUGCAAAAUGCAUUAGCCACAAAUGAAUUCCUUCACGAAAGAUGGGGUGCUCCAAAUACAGAUCCCAGAAUUGAUGAACCUACAAUUGGGAGAGCGAUUCUCAAGGAAAGGAAUUUCGUUACUGAUGACUACUGGUUCUGGAUUUGCAACGGAGCCCUCUGGGGAUUUUCCCUUCUCUUCAACGCUCUAUUUAUUGCAGCAUUGUCUUUCUUAAACCCUUUCAGCGAGUCAAAGGUUUCACUUUCUGAUGAAUAUGUAGAAGAUAAGGGGAAAAAGUCAUAUCAAGGUACGACUUCACAAGACAAACCCCAGGCCGUAGCGAUCCAGGCAUCUAGGAAAGGAAUGGUUCUUCCUUUUGACCAUUUGUCACUUUCCUUCAGCCACAUUAACUACUAUGUGGAUAUGCCCUCUCAAAUGAAGGGUGAAGGAAUGAAGGAGGAUCGUCUCCAGCUCCUUUGUGAUAUUAGUGGUGCUUUCAGACCUGGCGUCUUGACAGCUCUUGUAGGGGUCACUGGUGCUGGAAAGACAACCUUAAUGGAUGUCUUGGCCGGACGAAAAACCAGUGGGUACGUUGAAGGUAGCAUCAGCAUUUCUGGAUACCCGAAGAACCAAUCAACUUUUGCCCGAGUUAGUGGAUACUGUGAACAAAAUGAUAUCCACUCCCCCAAUCUGACCGUCUACGAAUCUGUCCUUUAUUCUGCUUGGUUGCGCCUUUCUGCAGAUGUACUUAAGAAUACACGAGAGAUGUUUGUAGAAGAAGUAAUGAGAUUGGUUGAGCUUAAUCCUAUAAGAAAUUCCUUAGUUGGGCUUCCUGGAGUUGAUGGGCUUUCAACUGAACAAAGAAAACGGUUGACCAUAGCUGUGGAGUUAGUUGCUAAUCCAUCCAUAAUAUUCAUGGAUGAACCAACAUCUGGUCUUGAUGCCAGAGCUGCUGCUAUUGUUAUGCGGACCAUAAGGAACACGGUUGACACCGGUAGAACAGUUGUGUGCACGAUUCACCAACCAAGCAUAGACAUCUUCGAGUCUUUUGAUGAACUAUUGUUGAUUAGGAAAGGAGGGGAGGUGAUCUAUGCAGGGCCUCUUGGCUUUAACUCUCAGAAAAUGAUUGAUUAUUUUGAGGCUGUACCAGGUGUUCCUAAGAUCAAGGAUGGAUAUAAUCCAGCUACAUGGAUGUUGGAUAUCAGCACUGAUGCUGUAGAGGCCCAACUUGGAGUUGAUUUUGCAGAUAUCUAUGCCAACUCUUCACUUUACAAGAAGAAUCAAGAACUCGUAAAAGAACUAAACACCCCACCUCCUGGUUCCAAGGACCUUCACUUCCCAACAAAGUACUCCCAAUCAUAUGGUGAACAAUGCAAAGCUUGUUUCUGGAAACAACAUUGGUCGUACUGGAGGAACCCACAGUACAACGCCAUCCGGUUAUUCAUAACAAUAUUUACUGGCAUUUUCCUUGGACUUGCCUUUUGGGAUAAAGGGAACAAAUUCCAAAAGCAACAGGAUUUGCAGAAUAUUAUGGGAGCUAUCUUUUCUGCUAUAAUUUUCAUUGGAGCUACAAACACAACGUCAGUGUUAGCCAUUGUUGGUGUGGAGAGAGCAGUUUACUAUCGGGAACGUGCAGCUGGGAUGUAUUCAGCUUUGCCCUAUGCAUUUGCUCAGGGUGGUAUAGAAGCAAUAUAUGUGGCUGUACAGACUAUUUUUUACUGUCUUCUGAUAUACCCAAUGAUUGGAUUCGAGUGGAAUGUUGGAAAGCUUCUAUGGUUCUACUAUUUUCUGUAUAUGUGUUUCUUGUACUUCACACUGUUUGGAAUGAUGCUUGUAGCAUUGACACCUGGCAUCCAGUUUGCUGCCAUUGUGAUGGCUUUCUUCCUCACUUUUUGGAACCUCUUCUCUGGCUUCCUUAUUCCCAGAACACAAAUUCCGAUAUGGUGGAGAUGGUACUAUUGGGCCUCACCAAUUUCAUGGACGUUUUACGGGAUAGCAACGUCUCAAUUAGGGGAUAAAGACGAUCUGAUUGAGAUUCCUGGAGCUACUACUGUGACUUUGAAGCAGAUUCUUAAAUUUUACUUGGGUUUUGAUUAUGAAUUCCUUCCUGUUGUUGGUCUAGCCCAUGUUGGUUGGGUUUUCCUCUUUUUCUUUGUCUUUGCAUGUGGUAUCAAGUUAUUGAACUUUCAAAGAAGAUAAUAACGUUUUCGUACAUAUAAUGCUAAUUUCUAUUCUCAA